This is a messenger RNA of Acanthopagrus latus (yellowfin seabream), 2872 nucleotides long. It is a transcript of the gene gfm2, whose product is annotated as GTP dependent ribosome recycling factor mitochondrial 2. Gene Ontology annotation, biological process: ribosome disassembly; mitochondrial translation. The transcript has 20 exons. Lineage: Eukaryota; Metazoa; Chordata; Actinopteri; Spariformes; Sparidae. Gene Ontology annotation, molecular function: GTP binding; translation elongation factor activity; GTPase activity. Gene Ontology annotation, cellular component: mitochondrion. The coding region runs from base 406 to 2682 and encodes 758 amino acids. The record is from RefSeq and is a predicted model, not a curated record.
AACUUCGAGAACUUGUAUUAAACAAUCUUACGUUUUCUUAUCCUGACGGGGACAUUUGUGUUUCGAUGCCGGAAAACAUGAGCCGGACACGCUUGUUCCUAGGGACGUGUUUUGGAGCUGCGCAUUACAAAAGCGUGACAUUAAACAGCAGAAAUGAUGUCGUUUUGUAGGACAUUUUAAUACUUCAUUCCAGGAUACAUUUAGUGUUUACUCACUGGCUGGAGCUAUUAGGCUCCCUUGAUUUGUUAUCGUCAUGUUUUCGCUAUUACACGUGAGCUGACAUCUUUUGAGAGCAAUGUCGCUCCACAGUGGUUCCUCUGAGGCUCGGACUGGUUCUGAGUGUAAAGCUUGACUUAUAAAACCACACUGAAGUUGUCUGUGAAAGCCUUUUGGACUUUAAGCAGGAUGAUUUGGGGAAGGUGUUUGCUCACUGCUGGGCUCCAGUGCUGCAGGUGUCGACUGAGCUGGCAGCUAAAGAGGCACUACAGGUUUCUUCCAGAUGAUGUCAAGUCAUUGCGGACAGUGGUCAAUCCUGAUAUAUCCAAAAUCCGAAACAUCGGCAUUAUGGCUCACAUUGAUGCGGGGAAGACAACGACCACAGAGAGGAUGCUUUAUUACUCUGGCUACACGAGAGCACUUGGAGAUGUGGACGAUGGAGAUACAGUCACAGAUUUCAUGGCUCAAGAGAGGGAGCGUGGCAUCACCAUACAGUCGGCAGCCGUCACGUUUGAUUGGAAAAGUUAUAGAAUAAACCUUAUAGACACCCCAGGACAUGUUGACUUCACUCUGGAGGUGGAGCGGGCACUUCGUGUUCUUGAUGGAGCAGUUGCCGUGUUUGACGCUUCUGCUGGCGUUGAGGCUCAGACUCUGACCGUGUGGCGACAAGCCGAGAAGCAUCAUGUUCCCUGUGUUUGUUUCCUGAACAAGAUGGAUAAGCCUGCAGCAAACUUAAGUUUUUCCAUUGAGAGCAUAAGACAGAAGUUGAAAGCCAACCCAGUCCUCCUGCAGAUUCCCGUCGGCAGUGGCAAAAGCUUCUCCGGUGUUGUCGACCUGUUAACCAACCAGAAGCUGAUUUGGAAGCUCGGAUCUUCAGAAGAUGACGGACGAAAGUUUGAAAGCAAACCUCUUGACCUGUCGGAUGAGCCUGAACUCCUGCAGGAGGUCACCGAGGCCCGGAUGGCUUUAAUUGAGCAGGUCGCUGAUCUGGAUGAUGAGUUUGCUGAACUGCUGCUGACGGAUUUUGGCGACAAUUUCGAUGCCGUCCCCUCCGUCAGACUGCAGGAGGCUGUGCGGCGGGUCACUCUGGCCCGUAAAGGCGUCCCCGUCCUCUGUGGGAGCUCUCUGAAGAACAAAGGUGUUCAGCCUCUCUUAGACGCCGUCGCUGCCUACCUGCCUGCCCCCAACGAACGACACCAUGACCUGGUGCGGUGGUACAAGGACGACCUGUGUGCUCUGGCCUUCAAGGUUCUCCAUGACAAGCAGCGCGGUCCUCUGGUGUUUCUUAGGAUUUACUCCGGUACUCUGAAACCACAAUCUGCCAUCCACAACAUCAACAGGAACAGCAUUGAGAGGAUGAGCCGGCUGCUGGUGCCGUUCGCGGAUCAGCAUGUUGAGAUCCCCUCGAUGACAGCGGGAAACAUCGCUCUGACUGUGGGACUGAAGCAGACGGUCACAGGGGACACCAUCGUUUCAUCGAAGUCUUCAGCAGCAGCCGCAGCCCGCAGAGCCCAAAAUGAUGGCGGAGGAGGGAAGAAGCGUGGUGAGCAGGCCAGCGUGGUCCUCUCAGGGGUGGAGGUCCCUGAUCCAGUCUUCUUCUGCACCAUUGAACCACCCACCAUGGCCAAACAGGCUGAUCUUGAGCACGCACUCAGCUGCCUCCAGAGAGAAGACCCCAGUCUUAAAGUUAGAGUUGACCCCGAUUCUGGCCAGACCGUUCUGUGUGGGAUGGGAGAGCUGCACAUAGAGAUCAUCCACGAUCGAAUCAGAAGAGAGUACGGCAUUGAGACUCACCUUGGACCACUGCAGGUGGCUUACAGGGAGACCAUUCUCCAUGAGGUCUCUACAACAGAUACGCUGGACCGUACUGUUGGAGAGAGGCGACAUGUUGUGACCGUGGCGCUGACCGUCAGACCUGUGGACAUCCUGUCUGCGAGUGCUUCUUGUGAAGUAACUCUCACAGAGGAACUGGAGACGCAGCUGUCACCAGAACUGAAGGAGGCGGUGGAGAACGGAGUACACAGCUCGUACCUUCAAGGUCCAUUGGUAGGUUAUCCUUUACUGGGUGUGUCCACGCUGAUCCAAAGCAUCAACGUCGAACCAGGAACAUCCGCCGCCAUGGUGUCAGCCUGCGUGUCUCGCUGCAUGCUUAAGGCCAUGAAACUAGCAGGAAAUCAGGUGCUGGAGCCACUGAUGUCGCUGGAGGUGACUGUCGGGGAGGAGCACCUCGGCGCCGUGCUGGGGGACUUGGCUCAGAGGCGAGGAACCGUCCAAGACAUCCAGAGUCGUCAUGACAACAAGGUGCUGCUUGCGAAUGUGCCCCUGGCUGAGAUGAUGGGCUAUUCCACCAUCCUCCGAACGCUAACAUCCGGUAACGCCACCUUCUCCCUGGAGCUGGACGUCUAUGAUGCCAUGAAUCCUCAGGACCAGAACGUCCUCCUUAAAAGACUGUCUGGUCUGCUCUGAUCUCAACCCAGUGCAGAAAUGGGACAAGCAACCUUCUGGGACUUUACCAGGACUCACAUUAAAGACUUGGCGACUGACAAGUAGCCUGAAUAUAUAAUAUUUAUACAUGAGCACCUACUGCAGAAGAAUAAUGGAAAUAUUGUACAAUGUUCUCAGUUGGAUGCAAAAUAAAUUUGCAGCCAGGAAUUUA